This is a messenger RNA of Necator americanus (New World hookworm), 540 nucleotides long. RefSeq lists its product as uncharacterized. The transcript is spliced from 5 exons. Bases 1 to 540 code for a protein of 179 amino acids. The record is from RefSeq and is a predicted model, not a curated record. Lineage: Eukaryota; Metazoa; Nematoda; Chromadorea; Rhabditida; Ancylostomatidae.
AUGGCCAGACAGGAUCUCGUGAGAAUCGAAAAAAUGGACGACAGACGGGUGCACAACAAAAUCAACACCGCCCACGUUUCGCGACGGAACCUUCUCUCCACGAAUGACGAGUGUGCCGUCACUCAUCUGUCGUACAUCGCUACUUUUGCUCUUGGUCUCCUGCAGAGCAAUCACGUGAAAUCUGAUGCGCUCUGGAGAUCCGAGAAGGGCAUGCAGACGGCGGUGAAUCUCAGCAGUGGUUUACUGUUAGCUAGGCUUCCGAUCCCGAGAAGUCGGAAUGUCGGAUGUGUCGAACUCCUUUUCAGCUUGGGAGACCCUGUCGGAGGACGAACCUCCGCUGCACGUCGUAAUUCGACGCCCAGAGUCAUCUCCACGCCAUUAAGAGUAAACUUCUCCUACCGAGUUAUAUACUGGAGUGACGUUGUCCCAACUGUCCCAUGUUACUUCGUCCAAGGUUUUCGUCAUCAAGGAAUAGAGGUUUUCUACUCUGACAUGGAUUCAACUACCAACUCGAAGCACACCGUUUGUAAAAGUGAGUAA